AUGGUGUUCUCCGAAGUUGUGGGGACCUUGUCCUUCCUGCAGCCCCAAAACGACGAUGACAUCACGGACAGAAUGCACUACUACUACACCAGCACCUUCCUCCUGGUCACUGCCGUAGGUCCUUCAAAUAAUGUAUUACAACUUUUCUCUAAAACAUUAAGUUUUAGCAAAUUACAACAUAAAUAGUAUUUUUUAUAUAUCGCUCUAAAAAUGUCUGUUUAUAAACCUAAAGUACUGUCUAAACCAUCCAGCAGUUCAUAUUGUAGUAGACUAUAACCCUUUGAACUUAUUUUCCAUUUUAGUCUCAUAAAUUUGUAUAAAAAAGAUUAUUAAACUCAAUUUAUGAUGUUGUUGUAGGUACUGAUCAGCUUGAAGAUGUUUGGAGGCCGUCCUCUCGAGUGUUUCAUGCCAGCUGAGUUCAGAUCGUCUUGGGAAGAUUACACAGGUAAUAUACCCACAUCUACCGUUACCUACAUCAAUAUGAUCUUUCAGAAAUAUUCUGCUGGGCUUCCAAUACCUAUUGGGUCGAGAAGAAAGAACAGUUCCCAGAUACCACAGAGGAACGACAAGAACGUAUGAUAUCCUACUAUCAGGUAAAACUUCAAACAUUUUUCACAAAUUCUUGAAUUCUUUUGACUUUGAGACUUACAAUUACCCAAAAGUACCAUUCUAGUGGUCGCCCUUCUUCCUGGUCCUCUGUGCCUUUCUGUUCUACUUCCCCUGCUUGAUAUGGAGAAUAUUAUACACCAAGUCUGGAAUCAAACUCACCGAUCUGAUGUUGUUUGCCAAUGACAGAAGCAAUAUUCAGCCUCGUAAGGAUAUAAUCUUGCCAAAAUAUCGAGAUUUAUUUCGUAAAUUCAACAAAAUGUGUAGAAAACGAAAUGUCACAAAUUUAAAUAUUGAUUGUCACAAAAAGAAAUUGCCAAAAACAAAUUUUUGUGGAUUUCGGUAUAAUUUAUGGAUGUGUGGAACAAUACUGCUUAUAAAACGAUAGUAAACGUGAUAGAUCAACUAAUAAAUGAAUUAACAGGUACAUUAUUACCUAAUAUUACCUAAACUUUAAGAUCGUAGAGAAUCGAACCUUCGUGGUAUGUCGGUUCACUUGGGAUCUAUCUUCCAACAUCGCUACAAGUUUGGGACUGAACACGAUUACCACCACAAGUAUCUACGUCUACUUAACUUGAGGUAUUAUGAAGCAUAUCUGACCGUGUUAUAUCUUGGCAUCAAGAGUAUGUAUCUCGGGAAUGUGUUGUUUCAGGUAUGUUAUGUUAGAUUAUUUAUGUUUGAAAAUUUACUGACGAAUGAGUGAGUUUUAUAAGUGUAACAAAACUUAUUACAUUGAUGUAGAUGUACCUGAUGAACUGGUUCCUCCAAACUGACAACUACACCUUCUAUGGCUUCGGUGUGCUCUACGAUCUCUUCUACGGGAUUCGUAAGUUGUCGUAUCUUAAGUUGUCCUUGUUAUUAUAAAAUUUUAUCAAAGAAUAUUGUAGCAUGGAGUGAGUCCGGCAACUUUCCUCGAGUUACGUUCUGUGACAUGGACAUACGAAUACUGGGCAAUGUUCAGCGUCAUACUGUACAGUGUGUCUUGGUGAUCAAUAUCUUCAUCGAAAAAGUGAGUAAAUGUUAUGCUAUGAACACAUUCUAGAUAUUCAUCGUACUAUGGGUAUGGUACUGUUUUCUGGCAGUUACGACAUUGUUGGGGCUGGUCAAUUGGACUGUGUCUACACUACCUUUCGAAGAACGCAAGAAAUUCAUUGCCAGGAGGCUCGAGUUGGCUGAUAUCGAGUUUCAGGCCAAACCUGAUAACAGUCCGCGACUUCUGAAUGAGGUAUUUACAUUAUAUUUUUGGUUUUUACAUACACUAUUUUUUGAUACUGUAAUUACGGUGUCUUUUCAGUUUGUACGCGACUACAUCAAGAUAGACGGCGUGUUCGUACUCAAGAUGUUGACAGUCCAUGCUGGGAUGCUAAUGUGUGCCGAGCUUGUGGAUAUGAUGUGGGAAGACUUCAAGUCCAACAAGCAAGGCAAGGCUUCCGUAGUCAGUACGGACACGAUAAAGCGCAAGAUCAGUAUGUUACAACCAUUGGUAUCUCGAGAUGAACCCACCACCCCCACCACACCCAGUCUACCCAGUCCAACCGAAGGCAUUCUCAAGAUGCCCUCAGGGUCACAAUGACGGUACGACCGGCGGAUGAGAGACAAAGAGAACGACAGAGCGUCCAACCGCACUCCACGUCACGAGGUCCGACCUCAGAAGGUGGGGGUGCUCGGCGGACGAAGGAGAAAGACUGGCGGAGUCAGCUUUGCCAAACGACAGGAGACUCAGGGUCUAAAACAACAUGUCACACUUGAACUGGGAGACGAGUCCGACGAGUCCCAGGUCUCCUGA
Bursaphelenchus okinawaensis is the source of this 2392-nucleotide messenger RNA. NCBI's taxonomy places the organism in Eukaryota, Metazoa, Nematoda, Chromadorea, Rhabditida, Aphelenchoididae. The record is from the annotation of a GenBank genome assembly.